AGUGUACCAUCUAUUAGGUCUUGCCGUUCAUCGUGGAACUACAUAGGAAAUCUCAAACUUUGUUUUUUCUUCGUAUCCGCGACGCAGCGAUUCGCGUUUUUCUUCCACGCACGCAGCGCUUAGGUCUGUCGCCUCUCUUUAUCGCCUUUUCGGCUCUCUUACACGUACGCCCACCCAUACGCCCACCUUGUCGAUGCCACCGAAGUCAUGCGAUGCGUCGCUACCGGCGACGAAGGCUGUCGUCUCUGCCGUCUUUGGCGCCGUAAAGGAAUACAGUAAGUUGUCCGCGCAGAUCCCCUCCGAUGACUACGACUACCACCUCGCCUUCCCGGGCUUUCGCAAGCACAUUCGCGACGACAGUGAGACGCUGAUUUCACUGAUGGAUGCGUGCUGCCAAAUGUUACCAAAGAGGCGCCGUACGAGUUUAGUCUCGGAAGAAGACCCCCACAGCGGCGCCGUCCACCUCGCUGAGACGCAGCGCAACGCCGUGAUGGAGGCGAUCGACUCGUUACUAGAAAACGUGGACUCGUUGCUGGAUGAGGUGAAAGGUCGUAAGCUGGAUGCACAGGAGCAACUCUCCGUCAGCUUCGGUUCGGAGCUGGCCGCCUCAUCGCAUCAGGACGGCGGUCGGGCAGCGGCGGCCAACGGGCAGGGCGGUGUGGUGCGACUCGCACACGUCCGGCGUCCCCAGCUGUCAUUUGAAACUGUGGUGGAUAACUCCACAGCCCCCUUUAUCCCAACAUAUGUCGCCGCGGAUGGCGUGCGGCACACCGGUGUUGCCGGCGUACACCCCUUUGAGGACAUCAUCAAGGCCUUUGCUGUUCCACAGCAUCAGCUGCUGCCCAAGUCGGAGAUCCCACCGGUGCCGUUGGAAACGUGUCCGCUGAGUUUCGUCGACGCGCCUGAGGCGAUGCAGGCGAUGGUGCAGAAGCUGCUUGCGGCGAGUGAGAUUGCGGUUGAUUUGGAGCACCACGACUUCUACAGCUAUCAAGGCUUCACCUGUCUUAUGCAGAUCAGCACCCGCGAGGAGGACUUCAUCGUGGACUGCCUGCAGCUGCGUUCGGCGAUGAGUGCGUUGGCGCCUGUGUUCCUCAAUCCGGCCAUCUUGAAGGUCCUGCACGGUGCUCGCGAGGAUGUUCGCUGGCUGCAGAAGGACUUCUCGCUUUACCUGGUGAACUUCUUCGACACCGGCGUGGCCCUGCAAACCCUACACAUGCCCUACAGCCUCGCCUUCGCCGUGGACCACUUCUGUCAGGUGAAGCUGAACAAGAAGUACCAGACGGCCGACUGGCGUGUGCGGCCGCUCCCGGCGGACAUGGUGCACUACGCACGUCAAGACACGCACUUUCUCCUCUACGUGUACGACAGGCUGAAGGCGCUGCUGCUGAACAGCGAGGGCCGCGCCAGCAUCGGCAACCUCCUCGUGCACGUGUACAGUGAGAGCAAGCAGCUCUCUUUGCAGGUCUAUGCAAAGCCGAACGUAGAUCCCGCGGAGACCUAUAAGCUGGCCCUUGGCCGCAGUCUUGGCGGGCUCACAGCCGUGCAGGAGCAGGUCGCUCGCGACAUCUUCAACUGGCGCGAGUCGGCCGCACGGGAGGCCGAUGACUCUCCUACGGCCGUCCUACACCUCUCCUCCGUCUUAGCCAUCGCCUCGAAGCUGCCGACGACGGCGAAGGAUUUGCUUCGUUGCUGCUCGCCUGCAACGGCGGUGCUGCGCGAGAACGUGGGGCACCUCGUGAGCCUGGUGAAGAAGGCGGUGGCGGACGACGUCGAUGGCGGAACAUCGGCGAAGCACGGAAAGGACGGCGAGCACGCCAACGUGCACGUCGACGACGCCGCCGAGGGCAGCCGCGAGUGGAACUUCUACCGCGCUCGCUGCCCCACCGGUGUUUACCGGCCCAUGACCGGCACGUUGCCCUCUCUCGCCAGCGUGGUGAAGAUGGUGGCGCCAGCCGACGCGUCGGAGAGCGAGCGCGCAACGCUCCUGUCGAAUACGGUGCCGUCGCCGUGGUUUACCGCCAUGAAGGCUCUCUCGCGGGUCUUGGCGAGCCGUCCGCCGCAUCACGUGGAGCUGCCCGGGGCGGAUGUGCUGGCGGUUCGUCAAGCAGCAGCAGCAGCAACAAAGACGAAUCCUAUCGAUGCCGCGACAGAACCGGAGGAGGGCGAGACGGACAUGCACGAGAACGAAGACCAGGCAGAUCGCAGCAGCGCGUCGAGUGAGGCGGUGGAGCAGAGGGACGAGGUGAACGAGGAGGCGCUCAUGCCGGCCUACACCCCUGAGACGUCCUCGGCCAUUCCAGUUGACAAGCGAGCCUUUUCGAUUAAGCAGAAAUACGGUGUUGGGGCGAAGGCGCGUCCUAAGAAGGGCGGCAGGGGAGGAGCUGCGAAGAAGAAGUAG
Molecule: messenger RNA, 2398 nt
Organism: Leptomonas pyrrhocoris
Lineage: Eukaryota; Euglenozoa; Kinetoplastea; Trypanosomatida; Trypanosomatidae
Product: putative exosome subunit rrp6p
Exons: 1
Coding region: 194-2398 (734 amino acids)
Biological process (GO): nuclear polyadenylation-dependent snoRNA catabolic process; nuclear polyadenylation-dependent rRNA catabolic process; TRAMP-dependent tRNA surveillance pathway
Cellular component (GO): nuclear exosome (RNase complex); nucleolus
Molecular function (GO): 3'-5'-RNA exonuclease activity; nucleic acid binding; nucleotide binding
Source: RefSeq, a predicted model, not a curated record